UAAAAGGAGAGCAAGGUGUUGGGAAUUUGAGGUGGUCUGCUUCGUUAUGAGGUAAAGAGUGCAGAGAGAUGGGAAGAGCCCCUUGUUGCUCUAAAGUUGGUUUGCAUAGAGGUCCAUGGACUCCCAGAGAAGAUGCAUUGCUCACUAAGUAUAUUCAAGCUCAUGGAGAAGGCCAGUGGAGAUCACUUCCAAAAAGAGCUGGGCUUCUGAGGUGCGGAAAAAGUUGCAGACUGAGAUGGAUGAACUAUCUGAGACCAGACAUAAAGAGAGGAAACAUAACCCCUGAAGAAGAUGAUCUUAUAAUUAGAAUGCAUUCACUUUUAGGAAAUAGAUGGUCCCUCAUCGCUGGAAGAUUACCAGGACGAACAGAUAAUGAGAUCAAGAACUACUGGAAUACCCAUCUCAGUAAGAAGCUGAGAAAUGAAGGAACCGAUCCAAAGACAGGCGACAAGUUAACUGAAAAAAAGAAGGGUAAAAAGAAGAAUAAGCAAAAGAAUAAGGAGAAUAACAACAACAACAACAAAGGGUCAGAGAAAACCUUAGUCUAUCUACCAAAACCCAUAAGGGUUAAGGCUCUAUCAUGUAUACCCAGAAGUGAUAGCACCUUCACCCUCGAUUCUAAUAGUGCAUCAACGAGCCAAGAGAAAGUGCAAAGCCCAGAAGCAAAAGAGGUAAACAUGGUUUGGGAGGUUGGUAACGAUGGAGAUAAUGUGGGGAACAUUGUGUUCUUUGGUCAAGACCAUGACCUAGUCAACAGCGCCUCUUACGUUGAAUCUCAUUCUGAUCAUGUUCACACGGAUCAUGGUACGUUGGAGAAGCUCUACGAAGAAUACUUGCAGCUCUUGAAUGUUGAAGACAAACCAGAUGAAUUAGAUUCUUUUGCUCAAUCUUUAUUGAUGUAAAUGUACAAAUAAUGGUAAAAAUGGUUGGCAUAAAUAAAAUAUGAACUUUGCUUUAGCUAUA
Messenger RNA from Cajanus cajan (pigeon pea), 963 nucleotides. RefSeq lists its product as uncharacterized. NCBI's taxonomy places the organism in Eukaryota, Viridiplantae, Streptophyta, Magnoliopsida, Fabales, Fabaceae. The record is from RefSeq and is a predicted model, not a curated record.